CCCUUCCUCCGCGGCGGCGACGAUGACGAUGACGCUGAUCCGCCGCCGCCGCCGCCCAUAAAGGGCCCGCGGGUCGGCGGAGGAGCAGGCACCCGCCGCAGGGAGGAGGCCGGGGCAGGGAAGGCGGAGGCCGCGGCGGAAGGUGCUGCGUGGGAUCGGGGCCAUUCCUUGGAGAGAGACUGCUUCCCCCCCCCUCCCUUGACCCUAUGCUCCCCCCUUGGACACCCCGAGGCCUCCUCUAAGGAGCCCCCCCUCCCUCCCUGCUGCCCCCUCCCUCCCCCUUGCCGGUGCCCAUGGAUCUGCGGCCCCCCCGGCUGCUGUGGUGGUGCACCCUCAUGGCCGCCCUGGGCAGAGGCGCACCCCAGGGCCCCCCUCGCGUCUAUACCAACACCUGGGCCGUGAGGGUCCCAGCGGGGCCCCAGGAGGCCCAGCGCAUUGCCCGGAAGCACGGCUUCCUCCAUGGGGGACAGAUCAUCGGAGACUAUUACCACUUCUCUCACCGGGCCGUGGCUAAGCGCUCCCUCUCCCCACACCGGUCCUGGCACGGUGCGUUGGCCAGAGAGCCACAGGUGCACUGGCUGGAGCAGCAAGUGGCCAAGCGCCGGAGCAAACGGGACGCCUUCCUGGAGCCCACAGACCCCAAAUUCCCACAGCAAUGGUACCUGUCCAACCCCAACCAGAGGGACCUGAACGUGCAGGAGGCCUGGCAGCAGGGUUACACCGGGCGCGGCGUCGUGGUCUCCAUCUUGGAUGAUGGCAUUGAGAAGAACCACCCGGACCUCGAGGCCAAUUAUGAUCCAGCCGCCAGUUAUGAUGUGAAUGACCAAGACUCUGACCCGCAGCCGCGCUACACCCAGAUGAAUGACAACAGGCACGGCACUCGAUGUGCAGGGGAAGUCGCCGCAGUGGCAAACAAUGGCAUCUGUGGUGUAGGUGUAGCUUACAAUGCCAAGAUCGGAGGUGUCCGCAUGCUAGAUGGAGAGGUGACGGAUGCCGUGGAAGCCCGGUCCUUGGGUCUCAACCCCAACCACAUCCACAUCUACAGUGCCAGUUGGGGCCCCGAGGAUGACGGGAAGACAGUGGAUGGCCCAGCCCGGCUGGCCGAAGAAGCUUUUUACCGGGGAGUCAGCCAGGGGCGUAACGGUCUGGGCUCCAUUUUUGUUUGGGCCUCUGGGAACGGCGGCCGGGAGCACGACAGCUGCAAUUGUGACGGCUACACCAACAGCAUCUACACGCUCUCCAUCAGCAGCACCACCCAGUACGGCAACGUUCCCUGGUACAGCGAGGCCUGCUCCUCCACCCUGGCCACCACCUACAGCAGUGGCAGCCAGAAUGAGAAGCAGAUCGUGACGACCGACCUGCGGCAGAAAUGCACCGAAUCGCACACCGGCACUUCCGCUUCUGCCCCACUGGCCGCUGGCAUCAUUGCACUCGCUCUGGAGGCCAACAAGAACCUGACCUGGCGCGACAUGCAGCACCUGGUGGUGCAGACCUCCAAACCGGCUCACCUGAACACCAACGACUGGGCCACCAAUGGCGUGGGGCGGAAAGUCAGCCACUCCUAUGGCUAUGGGCUCCUCGACGCUGGCGCCAUGGUGGCCCUGGCCAAGAACUGGACCUCGGUGGGGCCGCAACGGAAGUGUAUCAUUGAUAUCCUGACGGAACCCAGGGACAUCGGGAAGCGGCUGGAGGUGCGCCAGAAGGUGGACGCCUGCCGAGGGAAGGCCAGCGCCGUUGGGCAGCUGGAGCACGUCCAAGCCCGCCUGACCCUCUCCUACAACCGCCGGGGGGACCUGGCCAUCCACCUGGUGAGCCCCAUGGGCACCCGGUCCACCCUGCUGGCUGCCAGACCCCACGACUACUCUGCUGAUGGCUUCAACGACUGGGCCUUCAUGACCACCCAUUCCUGGGAUGAGGAUCCUGCAGGGGAGUGGGUUCUGGAAAUAGAGAACACCAGCGAAGCCAAUAAUUACGGAACCCUCACCAAGUUCACAAUGGUCCUGUACGGGACGGCUACGGACCCCCCGGGCCUCUCCAACCAGUUUGAGAGCAGCGGCUGCAAAACCCUUGCCACCGGUCAGGCCUGUGUGGUGUGCGAAGAGGGAUUUUUCCUUCACCAGAAGAGCUGCUUGAAGACCUGCCCACCCGGCUUUGCUCCAGGUCCGCCUCCGCCGGCAGCCCCGCUGGAGAACAGCCUGGGCCCCCACCUGCGCCCGCUGCUCUGCCUGCCCUGCCACCCCUCCUGCGCCACCUGCCUGGGGCCCGGGGCCACCCAGUGCCUCUCCUGCCCGGCGCACGCCCAUUACAACAGCCAGGAGCAGAGCUGCUCCCACCAGACGCAGAGCAGCCGGGCCUCUCCCGCGCUGGGGACCAGUGGCGGCGUUGGGGCGCCGGCAUCCCUGGCUGGAGGCAGUGCCAACCUCCCCGUGCUGGUGGCCAGCCUGAGCUGCUUCUUCAUUGUCCUGGUCUUCGUCACGGUCUUCCUGGUGCUGCAGCUGCGCUCCGGUCUGCGCCUGCGCGGAGUGAAAGUCUACUCGCUCGAGAGCGGCGGCAUCAUUGCCUACAAGGGCCUGCCUUCGGACGCCUGGCUGGAGGAGGACGAGGAGGAGGAGAACGACGAGCACCGAAGCGGCGAGCGGACUGCCUUCAUCAGAGACCAAAGUGCCCUUUGAUGAGCCCGUGCCCCCUGGAACGGCAGGGGAAGGAAGCGGCCGGAGGGGCCGGAGCCUCGGGUCCAGUUAGCGGAGGGCUGGCACUCUCUCCUCCUGGCUCUGGUUUGAACUCACCAAAGUGAUUUUUCUACACAGAACCAGUUUGGUGGUAGCGAUGGGGCUGAGGACGAGCCUCCUCUUUCCGUGGCCCCUGCCUCGCUGUUGGCAUCGGCCAAGCCCCCUCCUCCCUCUGCGCCAGCCUUGUACCCGGCAGUCUGAGGGGCCCCCGCUCUACGGGCCCCCUCCCCAGCCUUCUCCUUGCCUCGCCAGACUUGCCCUGUGCAAUUGAGUGGGGAGCCUCAUCCAGGGGCUCCGGGAGGGAGGGAGGGAGGGUGGGGGCCACGGAGCCCUUGGGUGGGCAGGGGCCACGGCCUCCUUCUGCUGUGCCACCGUUGCUGCUAGGGGCCUUCCUCCCUCCCUCCCUCCCUCCCUCGUUGCUGCCGCUCCUCCAAGGGCGACGACAGCAACAACACGGCCGCUCGCUUGCCCCCGAGCCGCCCCCAGUGCCCCCCGGAUCCACCCAAAGUCACUGGAGCUUCCACCUGUCCUCAUGUGCCUUGUUGCCCCCUCCUCUCGGAUGACAAUCGGAUGUGGUCCUGGCGCCUGACCGCUUGACCGCCCGCCUGCCUUCCCCAUCCCACCGGUGCCCCUCCCUCCCUCCCUCCCUCCUUCCUUCCCUCCCUUCUGUGGGGCAGGAGGGGGGCGCUCGAGGGAGGGAGGGAGGGAGGGAGGGAGGGAAGAAGGGAGGGGAGGGGCUUGGGGCAGAAGGGCUGCGGCCCAGGACUCCUUUUUCUAUAAUAACUUUUUUGGUGCACAAAUUAUUUCUUGUAAUUUAAAACAAGGAGCCAAUUCCCGUGGCCAGUGUUUUUUUAAUUUAAUGGAUGUGGAUAUAACGCUAGAGAGAUUAAAAGUUUAUUAAAUGUUGGAACUAUGCAAA
Anolis carolinensis (green anole) is the source of this 3648-nucleotide messenger RNA. RefSeq names its product furin, paired basic amino acid cleaving enzyme (gene furin). The record is from RefSeq and is a predicted model, not a curated record. Gene Ontology annotation, cellular component: Golgi membrane; trans-Golgi network. The transcript is spliced from 16 exons. Gene Ontology annotation, biological process: peptide hormone processing. Lineage: Eukaryota; Metazoa; Chordata; Lepidosauria; Squamata; Anolidae. The coding region runs from base 294 to 2672 and encodes 792 amino acids. Gene Ontology annotation, molecular function: serine-type endopeptidase activity.